Molecule: messenger RNA, 1635 nt
Organism: Phytomonas sp. EM1
Lineage: Eukaryota; Euglenozoa; Kinetoplastea; Trypanosomatida; Trypanosomatidae
Source: the annotation of a GenBank genome assembly
GUUUUAUUUUAGUACACAAUAUCUAGUUUAAUACAAACUAUUUAGAAUCAGUUUGCACUUGUUUUGGUCAUGAUAAUAGGUCAUAUUCAUCAAAUAGACAAGUAAAUAAUAUUUUUAUCCUACAUAUUGAGCACAGUUGUGAAUGCCAUCUGAAAAAGCUGCUGAAUCAGCUUGCAAGUUUCUGGGGUACGAUUUCCGUGGAGAUCCGGGUCAAUGGCAAUGCCGAAAACGAAUAACGCAAGCAGAUGUUCCACGUACUGAUGAUGGCCUACGAAUCUUAGCUGCCAAUGGUAGCUGGUCGGAAGUGAUUUCAUUGGCUACAAAGCUAGAAGAAACAGCAGUGAAGAACGCACGGUUUUGCGUUAUGCAAAGUAAUGAGGGAGCCCUGGUGCAGCCAGCAACGCACACGGCGGAGUUAGUGGCUCGACUACCUUAUAUACUAGCUCAGAUGUCAUCCUAUUUUAAAAUGCAGCGCGUCGAGAAGGCCAAGGAACUUCUAGAUGCCCUAGGGGAUAUUGAAGGUGAUGCUUUUUUGGAUCCGAUUACACGUGAGAACUUGGCACCUUUCUCGCUUCGCUUUCUUUCCUCUCUUAUUCCAUUUUAUAUGUCUAAUCCAAUGGAAACAUUGAAAAGGCUAUAUAAGCUUUUGGAUGAACAUGAGAACUAUGGGCCAGAUUCAUUUUCAUCACUUUCCAGAAAUGUAAGACGAAAAUAUGAGCAGCGCGUAAAGCGAAUUCAACGGGCCCUUAUUCAUGUUUAUUACAGUACUGGAAAGUUUGAAUUAGCCAUUAGAACAUUUCAAAAAAUGAUUGAGUGGGAGGAGGAUGUAGAGAACAUGAUUGCAAAGACCAAGUGCUGGUCUCAAUCAAAGAGAAUUAGGAAUGUUCUUCAACUCCAGCAAUUCGCAUGUCUGUGUUUACAUUGUGGUGAUACGGUCAUAUCUGGGAAGGCAUUUAACAUCAUUGCUAUGAUUUCCAGCGGGAGCCCUUCCAGUUCUUUCCCCUCUAACAAUUCUGGGAGAAUUAAUAAUGAGGAUGCCAACGAUGAAAGUAUCUCAGAGGCAUCUCUAUAUUCACAUAUUAUUAAUAUGAAUGAAGGGUUCAAGUUGAUUGUUUCAGGUAAAUUCAGUGAAGCCGCAGUGUGUUUUCGAUCAAUCGCUCAUCGUCUCAGUAGCAAUAUAAAAGGCUGCUCACAUCAGGCAUCAUUAGAUCCCAAUGUUGGGAAUCGAUUGAUGAUUGACGUGCUAAGCGAUACAGUUCUUCAGCAGCUUAAGAGCAACGCUCAAACAUCACAUUGCACCAGUUUGCUGUACUGUAGCCAUGAAGACAAGGCUUCAGAAGCCUUCAUGACAGAAAUAAGGGACACAUUAGAGCACUACUUGAGGGAAGACCCGAGCCUUCUUACCCAAUCGGAUGCCUUUUUAAGCGACUUAGUUCGUGUUUAUGCACUUUGCGGAGAACGUAAGGAAAAAUUGGAACAACUCGCAGGAUUAUUGGAGGUUUUCAGAUGCGAUGCUGCGUCUCUGCCUAAUCUCGAAAAAAUGGUUUAGCAUUACAUUUGGUCUGAGAUACUGAUAUUGCCCUAGCUUAGGUUCUCUAAGGGGUAAAUACUGCUAUAAUAAUUGUGAAUUCGAAA